AAUGCCCGUGGUCUGGCUAAUAGGACCACUCUUGCUCAUGUUAGAUCUCUCAUUCGUGAGCACAACCUUGACUUUGCAGCUUUCUUAGAACCUAUGACUCGUGACCCCUCUUUUGACGUAUAUACGCGACGCCUUGGUUUUCAUGCCGGGAUGGGAAACAACUCUAACAAGAUUUGGUUUUUCCACUCACAUGACUUUACUU
Messenger RNA from Striga hermonthica, 202 nucleotides. The record is from the annotation of a GenBank genome assembly. Lineage: Eukaryota; Viridiplantae; Streptophyta; Magnoliopsida; Lamiales; Orobanchaceae.